UCAACAACACAGGCGAAUACAGUUCCAGCACAGAAUUAUUGUCAUCCAACUCCAUUGUGCUGACUGAUUAAAUGGCACAUGCUGAUUUCGCCAAUUGUAAUGGUGGCACAGAGGGGAAUACUGUUGUACCCACAGCACCCCCUCAGGAGGGUGAUCAUAAUUAUGAUCCCCCACCAACAUAUGCAGAGGCAACAGGGACCAUUGGUGGCGGUGGACCGGUUCCUGGCCGGUUGGAGGCUGGUCUGGCGCCGGCGACCAUGCCGGCCUUGCCGACCGGCCCAGGCUUUAACGACUCCCCGGAUCCAGUGCGGGCCGCUGCCGCGACCUGGGCUGUGACCCGCACUGGCGGCGAUGGUGACGCACCACCCAGCUACCAGUCUUUGUUUGGACAGAUCAAGGAGGCUCGCGAGAAGUCCACGAGCAUCUGUGACUUCUUUGCCACUGUCUUUCUUAUGCCACUUGGGUUUUUAGUAGCACUUGUGAUCUUCGUCUUAUGCGUGGGCGUGGUGUUCGGCAUGCCCGUCACGCUGCUGGCCGUCGGCUCGUACUACAUGGAUGACUGCCCGCUCGAGCCGGGCAUCCCCGUGUGGAUGGUGGUCGGUGGCGCGCUGAUGCUCCUGCACAUCCUCAGCUCGCAGCGCAAGGACACCACCUGCGUGGACGUGAUGGCAGUGGUGGCGUAUCUGAUCUGGUUCAUUGCAGGAGCCACACUGGUGUACCGCAACGCGUGGCCGAAUUACUCCCGGGCCAACAGUUAUGACAUGCUCUACUGCGGCUACACGGUCUACAUGACGGCCUUUGUGUCGGUCUCCAUCAUCAGCGUGCUGGCAGUGUUGAUCUGCUGCGUCGCCAGCAUAUGAGGCCGCUGCCACCAGGCCGCGACUGCAUACAAUGGUGUGGCGUCUCUGACGGCUCAGCCGGCGCCGCUGCCACCAGGCCGCGACUGCAGACAAAGGUGUGACGUCUUUGACGGCUCGGCCGGCGCCGCUGACACCAGGCCCCGACUGCAGGCAAUGGUGUGGCGUCUCUGCCCGCUGCCACCAGGCCUCGACUGCAUACAAUGGUGUGGCGUCUCUGACGGCUCGGUCGGCGCCGCUGCCACCAGGCCCUGACUACAUACAAUGGUAUUGCGUCUCUAGCGGCCCGGCCGGCGCCGCUACCACCAGACCCCGACUGCAUGCAAUGGUGUAGCGUCUCCGGCGGCCCGGUCGGCGCCGCUGCCACCAGGCCCCGACUGCAGACAAUGGUGUGGCGUCUCCGGCGUCUCGGCCGGCGCGUUUGGAAGCAACAGGUGUAUUGUUUGCGUGCUGGCGAUAGGCUGCUUUGCAUCCCCGCCCGACCUAAUUUGUUUAGUGUUUUGCUUCUGACGUGUUUAAAGGAAGGUUUGUAUUGCAGCAAGGCGUCCCCGUCAUCAAGAAGUAGAACCAAGUUUAGGCGGUGGGCCUAGGGCCUAGUUUAGGUUAAGGCGAUGGGCCUACUCCCGUCGCACCUCUAACCUCCUCAACUUCCUCUUACCUCCUCUAAUCUCUUUUAACCUGCUCUAACCUGCUGUAACCUCCUCCAACCGACUCUAACCUUCUCCAACCUUCUCUAACCGCCAUUUAACCUCUCCUACACACCUAACCUGCAUAUCAGCAUAUCUAACCUUCUCUACCCGCUGUAACAUCAUCUAACCUCUCUAACCUCUGUAAUUUCUUCUAACCUCCUCUCACCUCUUUCAACCUCCUCCAAACUAAUUUGGUCUACCCCGUGGCUUCUCUAACCUCUUCUAAGCUCCCCAAAGCUCGCCCCGAACUUCCUCCAGCCUCCUCCGAAAUAGCAGGUGGUUUUUCAGAGGGGUUUGGAGAAGGCUUCGAUAGACAUUAGUGGCGCAGUUCAUUCAGAUGUUUUUUUUUUGUUCCUUUUGUUGGCACUUAACGGUAACAAAGGACUUGAGUGUAGUUUACUGCGGAUAGAUUAUAUUCUUAGUCAUUUUAUAGUUCCGUGUUCAUAUAAUCACUACUAUUAUAGAUAUUUACCAUUUUGAAUGUAUUUUGUUCAGUGAACUCAAUGUCCCAUGUUAUUCAGUGCGCAGUGCGUCAGUGCGCUAAAACUGUUGAGCUAAGUUGAGCGCAGACAGCUGAUGGCUCCUCCGAAGUCGUUCCCGUGGCAUCCGAUUUCAGCGCUCCUCCAACCUCCAAACUCAUCUCAUCUUGUUUUGAAGGAGCGACGUGACGGACCCCACGGUUUACCGUCGUAUGCCUGAGCACAGACUCGGGCACAGGCGGCUGCUUUUUCGAGGAUUUUGUCCCCUGUGCCGUACAAAGGCAAAAAGCGCGAGUGCAUUUUAACAUUUCUUCAGGGGAGAGCUUUUUCGAUUUUUUGCUAUAUUAGGGCGGUUGGUGGUAAAUACUUGAAUUGCAUACCAUUAAAUUUAUCGCAUUAAGAUCAGUCGUGCUAUAUGCUGUUUCACUCACCUGAACACAUGGACGUUACAGAAUUGGGGAAAGGUUUUUUAUAUUUUGAUCUUUGUAACAACAAACGUGACCUCCGCUAAGUAAGACAAGCGCAAAUACAACGGGAUGGAUGCUUUUAGGAAAAGCAGGUUCACCAGCGUAUGCGAUGAAAAAACAAGUGCAGGCGUGCGCUUUAUUUUAAUGGUAAUGGAUGUAUUUCAGGGUAGGUGAGGGCAAUCGCCAAUACACAUAAAACUCAUAAUUCGAGGCAGCAACUUAAACUUACGCUGAUUCUCGUAGAUUGGCUAGGCUUUGUUGACCUAUGGCAACAGGCUUAAGCAUAGGGAGAGCAGACUCAGGGGAUUUGACACGACUUCAAGGUGGGCGGUGUUUGCACCUCCUUUUGGAGCAUCGUGGACUGCAUCCUCCCCACCUACCUUGAAGAGAUGCGAGAAGUGGGAGACUGGCUGGGCGGCACCGAGCUCUCCGGCAGGAUCAGAAGGCGCUAGAGAAGCGGGAGGCUGUGGCUGGACGGCAGCAAAGUCUCCGGCAGGUCCAGACGGUGCCUGGGAAGCCGGAGGCUGCGGCUGGAUGGCAGCAAAGUCUCCGGUAGUGCCAGAUGGCGGCGAGAAAAUGGAAUGCUGUGGAUGGGCGGCAGCGAGCUCUCCGGCAGGUCCAGACAACGCCAGGAAAGGGGAAGGCUGUGGCUGGACGGCAGCGAGCGAUGGCGGCGUAGAGGCGGAAGGCUGUAGCUAGACGGGAGCGAGCUCCUCGGUAGUGCCAGAUGGCGUAGAAGCAGGAGGCUGUGGCUGGACAGCGUCAAGAAAAAAGCGAAGUCCGGGCAUGCACAUGUUAUUAAAUGAUUCGGCGAAUGGUAAGAAAAACUUGCGUUUUUUGCAUAGCUCACAGCGCUUGCACUCCUUUGACGUGGGGGAUUGGAUUUGUUCUACACUUGCGCUUUUUUAAAAGGAAAGUCCAAAAUUUUGGGUGAUUGGGGCUGAUAACGACAGUCAUAUUUUGAGAGACGGUGGGGAUCGGUACUGCGAAUCGACGGUGGCGAAAGCGCCAAGGUGGCAAAAAUUGCACUUGCGCUUUAUUUCCUUUGCACGGCAGCCUUGUGUUUAACAUGCUUGAGUUGUUUGGAUCUGGUUAUGAAAUCCACAUUGAGGUACAUGUUUUUGUAUAGUUGCUCUUUGAAUCAAGACACCAAUAGUGUAUGAUACCUGUUCGCCACGUUUGCGACCAUAUGUGGAUUGUGUAAACGUAUUUUCUUUACGACGUGAAUGUCGCAAAACCGAAAUGCCUCAGGAACGCUCGGUAUGCCUGUCGCUACGGCUUGUUACGCCAGUGUGAUAUUUGUGGCGCUGUCUCGACAUUUUCGUCGUACCUCGUCUGCUGCCAAUGUUGUUGCUUGUGGCUGCUCCGACGUUGGAAGAUGCUGCGGCUGGUCGCACCGGCGUUUGGUGUGGCGCGGUCGUGAGGUAGCCCCGGUUGCGGGACGGCGCCCGCCUCUACGGGUGCUUCUGCCAGCGAUCUGUAAUGGCCGCCGAGCGUCGCCGCUGGGUCGUGGCUUUGAGACUGACGACCGGUCUGACGACUGCGUACAUUCGCCUCACCCGUCCCGGUGCGAACACAAAAUGGCCGCGUCCAUGUUGAAUCUCGCCAUGUCUGACCAUCAGCCUGGAAUUAUCUGUUGAGACCACGGACUAUCGGUAUACCGCAACAACCGAUCCAGACAGGUCGGCUAGCGUCCACAGCACGUCUUUGAUUGCAUCUCGAGUGAACCAAUGGGUCGGACAUUGUAGCCAGUUACCGGUAACUGGACACGGCAGUUGGAUUCUGAUGGGCCUAUGAACUGUCAAAUACGUGUUUGGUGAUUCAGUGUGCGGGUGUGCUAUGCUGCCUAUUGCCUCAGUUUGUUUGGCUGUGCAUAUUGUGAAGUUUUGCGGUCCAGAAACGUGUCAUGGAGUUGUUUAUUUAGCUGCCAUGAACCUCACGCGCCUGCCUGCUAUAAAGCCAUCGUGACGAGGCGGCCGCACGAGGACGGACGCUAUGACGAGGCAGCCGUCCAGAGGCGGGCACCGUGACGGCAUCCACCCGGAGACUGUCAUCAUGACGAGGCAGCCAUACGGAGACGGACAUCGGAAGUCGUGACGAGGCACCCAUCCGGAGACGGACACCGUGACGAUGCAGCCAUACGGAGACGGACAUCGGAAGUCGUGACGAGGCACCCAUCCGGAGACGGACACCGUGACGAUGCAGCCAUACGGAGACGGACACCGUGACGAGGCAGCCUUCCGGAGACGGACACCGUGACGAUGCAGCCUUCCGGAGGCGGACACCGUGACGAGGCAGCCAUACGGAGACGGACACUGUGACGAGGCAGCCAUACGGAGACGGACACUGUGACGAGACAGCCAUCCGGAGACGGACGCCGUGAGGCGUCGCCAUGCUUUCGCUACGACGCCGCGCUUGUGUGGCGGUCAGAACGCUGUGUUGUGCGAAAUAUAUCAGCCUGUCUGCCACUGUGCCCUGGGGUUGCUGCGUGUCACGUCGGCGCACUUAUAUUCGCAUGGAGUGCCCGUCUGGUAACGACUUUUGUGGGCGGGAGUCGUGUUGAGUUUUGAGGUUCUCCCAACCAAUAACCAGUCAAGUCAACAGUAUGUAACCGGGGGCAUGUCACGCGUACAAAACGGAGACUCACAUGCUCAGACGUAAUGACAGGCUGUCAUUAUGUUUGUCGUUUUGUUUGUUGCCUGUCUUUGACAUUGUCUCUCACUUCAGACCACCUUGGUGGUUAGAAUCGAUCUAGCCUCUACCUUACAACUUGCUUUUUGAAUGGCGAUGCAAUGGCCUGAAUGUCUGCAGUGUUUUGUUUUCCGCUUUGUCGGUAACUGACAACAGUUGAACUGUAACGUCACAUGGCUGAAAUACAUGUACCCACUGAUG
Molecule: messenger RNA, 5384 nt
Organism: Pollicipes pollicipes
Lineage: Eukaryota; Metazoa; Arthropoda; Thecostraca; Pollicipedomorpha; Pollicipedidae
Exons: 7
Coding region: 72-860 (262 amino acids)
Source: RefSeq, a predicted model, not a curated record